Siniperca chuatsi (mandarin fish) is the source of this 2275-nucleotide messenger RNA. RefSeq names its product transmembrane protein 176l.4 (gene tmem176l.4). The transcript is spliced from 7 exons. The record is from RefSeq and is a predicted model, not a curated record. Gene Ontology annotation, cellular component: membrane. Lineage: Eukaryota; Metazoa; Chordata; Actinopteri; Centrarchiformes; Sinipercidae. The coding region runs from base 822 to 1568 and encodes 248 amino acids.
GUAUUAAGAUGUUUCAGGUUGGGAAAAUUGUGUUUACUGUAGAGUUGACAGGAUUUCAGCUUAGGUAUCAUGUUUUUUUUCCAAAUGCUUGUCCCAUGUUUAGGAUAUUUCAGUCAUGAUUUAAACAGGAUUUUAUCAUUCUGAAACUGGUCUGUUGGAUAUAGAUCAUUCACAAAACUAGUUAGUAGAGAGAGAUGUGUUCAUUUUUCCAAAGGACAUUGUUUUGUUUUGUUUUAUUUAUUAUGACAUUAAUUAUCUCUAAACUAUAUUCUCAAUGAGAUUAGAGGUGGUUGUAAAGCUCUCCUUGAGUCUUGAGAAAGGACCUAAACUUUAGUUUGUCAACAAGAAUAUUCGUCAUGCGUCAUAACAUUAUCUUUUAGCAAGAGAAACAGAGAGAUGGAGCGGGAAAUGCUUUCCUGGCCUCAAUUUACUGCAGAGCAUAUGUCAUUAGUAACGAUUAACUUAGACAAAGAAGUGCUGGAUUCUAGAGAAAUGUUAUACAUUUUCAACUAAAGAACAACACAGGUUUAUUUAGACUAAGAAUUAAUUAGUUUCACACCACAUCUCAUUGGGGCUGUCAGAGUUAAUUCUCUGACCAGCUACUGGAACAGACUGAUAACAUUUAAAGCAGGCUACUGCAGAAAACAAUAGCUCUUACUGAGAGUCUAAUCAAGUUACCGAACGUUUCAGCUUUUACUGAUAAGAAUAGAUUAUGUGAAUUAGAGCCAUUUGUUAAGAUUUGUCGCUUACUGGAACAGCCUUACCAGAUAAAAAUCUGAUAUACAAGAACGUAUGUAAGGAGGAGGGGUCAGCAUUGUUGGAUGGGCAGGAUGUCAGUGACCAUGACCGAGGCUGAUGGGCUCACUGUGUUCACUGUGACCUCUGACCCCAAAAGUGCUUGGCCUCCUGUGUGCCAAAUGCUCAAGGCCCUUUGCUACAACCCAAUGUGCUGCUCUGUGUCUCAGCGCCUGAGGAGGGUCCAGGGUACCUCUCAGUCAGCACUGGGGGCUACGCAGAUUAUGGUUGGGAUUAUCAACAUCUGCCUUGGGACCAUCCUCGGUAGUAACAAUGGAAGCACUUGGCAAUUGUUGGAGUACUGGUAUCCCUUUUGGUUUGGAGUUUUGUUUGUUGCCUUCGGGAUCGUGAGCAUUUUGUCUGAGAAGUACCAUAGUCCAUGCCUGGUCAUUGCUAGUGUGAUUGCAAAUCUGGCAGGAGUUGCUUUUGCCAUUGCAGCCAUCAUACUCUACCGUCUUAACUUCUUACGCAUUGGACUGUGGUGGCUGUGCCAGCGUGAUGAUAAUGAAUACUGGUACGGCCAGCGUAUAAAGAUGCCUCCAACUCCAUCUGUUGUGGAGAACAUCAUGCUGGAGAAAUGCAUGGAGGGAAAAGCAAUGGUUGGGGUCCUUUUGCAAAGCAUCACUCUUGUGCUGAUCAUCAUGUCAGUCCUUGAGCUUUGCCUCGUCAUUAGCUCUGCUGUUUUGGGCAUAAAGUGUCUGAUGAGGAGUAAAAAGGAAGAAAACAAGGCACAAGCACUGAUGACCCAGAUCUCUACAAAGUACCCCUGCUGAAGGAGGUUGCCACUAUCACAGCUUAAAAGAAAUACUACAUUCUCUGCUAUCAUGAGUUGAAGUCCUAUGCAUUUCUUUAAAAGUCUAAUAAGCAAAAUAUAAUUAAUGUUUGUAUUAUGGCUUCUUCAAUUCCAAUACGUUUAUGUAUGUUGUGCUAUUGAUCUGUAACUACUGUCUUCAACAGUAUCUGAUUACACAAAAUGACAUCUUAAAAGUGAAUACAGACAUUUACAAAAAAAAACCCCAAGACUUUGACAUAAUUCAAAACAAUUGUAUACCAAUUAAAACAUGUCUGUUACCAUUAUUGACACUGGUUUCUAAUACAGCAAGACUGUUAAAACUGCCAAGCACCGCUGAUAUUUUGUUAUUGCAGAUAUAUCGACUGGCAUUUAUGUUUGCCGAAAAGUUACGUGAAACUGCAGUGGUAUUUCAGUAACAGUGUUGCUGUUACAGAGUUUGUCCAUCAGAGAUCACUGUUAUUUUUCUUUUCAACUGUAAACUGUCAUGAGUACAUAUCAUGAUCACAGUUCUUUAACACAACAAAUGUAAUGGAUCCUUAUAAAAAAAAUUUGUGUAUGUUAUGUAGGCUAAUAUUUAAAAAAAAAUGUAUUCGCCAAUAAUUAUUCUCAAAUAUCAAUAUGGGCCUCACAAAUUGGGUUGGGCUCUAGUUUCUAAGCUGUCAUCUAUUAACAAGUCAUAUUCACCUA